AUGCCUCGCAAACCCAAAUCUCAAGCCCGUACGACCGAAGACUCUGACUCUGCGAAUGGCGAAGAGCGACAACAAGAAGAGCUUGACGUGACCGACCCUCCCACAAUCGACCCUUAUGAUGUCCUUAAAGUCUCGGAGACUGCGACGGCCGAUGAAAUCAAAUCAUCCUACCGCAAGCUCGCGCUGAAACACCACCCCGACAAAGCCCGUCCUGAAGACCGCGAGAGCGCACACAAGACCUUCCAGGAGAUUGCAUUCGCAUACGCCAUCCUCAGCGACGAACGACGACGCAAACGCUACGACGCUACCGGUAACACGGCGGAAAGCGCCAACAUCGAAGACAAUGAUUUCAACUGGGUUGAUUUCUUCCGCGAACAGAGCGCCAAUGUCGUCAGCGGGGAUCUGAUUGAGCAAGUGAAGAAAGAGUAUCAGGGUAGCGAGGAGGAAAAGGAAGAUGUGUUGGCCGCUUACGAGCAAGGAGAAGGGGACAUGGACGCUGUUUUCGAGGCUGUCAUGUGCAGCGAGAUCCUGGCCGAUGAAGAGCGAUUCAGGAAAAUGAUCGACCAGGCGAUCGACAAGGGAGAGGUGCCGGCGUUUGCGCAGUAUACCAACGAAGGGAAGAAGAGCCGCGAACGUAGGAAGGCCAAUGCCAAAAAGGAGGCCGAAGAAGCCAGAGAAUACGCACGCGAGCUGGGCCUGGAGGACAAAUUGUUCGGAAAGACGAAUUCGUCGAAAACGAAUUCGAAAAAGUCGACCGGGGAUGGCGAGCACGACGCGCUCAAGGCGCUGAUACAACAACGGCAACAGUCCAGGGCACAGAACUUCUUUGACGAUCUCGAAGCCAAGUAUGGCGGAGGAGGAGGCUCCUCGAAGAAAGGCAAGCGCAAGGGCACGGACGAACCGCCAGAAGAAGCGUUCCAGAACAACGCGAAGCGAGGCAAGAAGAAGACCCAAAAAUGA
Capronia epimyces CBS 606.96 is the source of this 960-nucleotide messenger RNA. RefSeq lists its product as uncharacterized. NCBI's taxonomy places the organism in Eukaryota, Fungi, Ascomycota, Eurotiomycetes, Chaetothyriales, Herpotrichiellaceae. The transcript has a single exon. The record is from RefSeq and is a predicted model, not a curated record. Gene Ontology annotation, molecular function: heat shock protein binding. Gene Ontology annotation, cellular component: nucleus; cytoplasm. Bases 1 to 960 code for a protein of 319 amino acids.